This is a messenger RNA of Melanotaenia boesemani (Boeseman's rainbowfish), 1199 nucleotides long. Its product is annotated as elongin-B-like. Lineage: Eukaryota; Metazoa; Chordata; Actinopteri; Atheriniformes; Melanotaeniidae. Gene Ontology annotation, biological process: transcription elongation by RNA polymerase II. Gene Ontology annotation, molecular function: protein binding. The transcript has 4 exons. Gene Ontology annotation, cellular component: VCB complex; elongin complex. The coding region runs from base 90 to 449 and encodes 119 amino acids. The record is from RefSeq and is a predicted model, not a curated record.
GAAUUGCGUAAAAUCAGGCAGUGCAGUCUGGGGUUCUACUGCACAACUCUAAGGGCUGGCGUAACUGGCUAGCUAGCUGAUCACUUGAAAUGGAUGUGUUCUUAAUGAUCCGGCGUCACAAGACCACCAUCUUCACAGAUGCCAAGGAGUCCACCACUGUCUAUGAGCUGAAGCGUAUUGUUGAAGGAAUACUUAAAAGAUCACCUGAAGACCAGCGGCUCUACAAAGAUGAUCAGUUGCUAGAGGACAGCAAAACACUGGGGGACUGUGGAUUUACCAACCAGACCGCCAGACCCCAAGCACCAGCUACAGUUGGUCUGGCCUUCCGUAUAAAUGAUGAGAUGUUUGAGCAGCUGCACGUCGAGGCCUUCUCCAGCCCCCCAGAACUCCCUGAUGUGAUGAAGCCUCAGGACUCCGGUAGCACUGCCAAUGAGCAGGCAGUGCAGUGAUGGCUGCGGGGGGAGAUGAGCAGUGGAAGGAAGGAUGGGAGUGGGCGUGUGUGGAUUAACUGCAGUGACGAAGUAGUGGGAUGGUGGAUAUGUAAUAUAAUUUAAUUUAAUAGAUGGUAACAUUAUAGGUGAUUAAGCCUCUUCAUGUUACCUUCAUGCCAUCAUAUCAGCACUCCCCCUCCCCAGUUUACUUCACAUAUCAUUUUUCGUUAAACUCUGGUUACCACAUGACUUGCUGUCCUGCUUUUUGAAUUUGCUCUGAAGCACCAACUGGCUCAGACUUCUGAGUGAAAAGUUGGUUUGGAAAGUAUGAGUGUGUGUGUGUGUGUAUAAGUGUGUCUUUGAGUUAUUAUAAUAUCAUUAACAUUUUGGAAACGGAGGCAUAAUUGUGUCGGUACUCUAGAAAUAACAUGCAUGGGUAAAGACUUUAGUAUUUGAAUUAGCAAACUGCAUGAACAAUUUAAAAACAAAAGGCUUUAUUUUCACACAAACUGAUCAACCACGGAUUUGUUUACUCGGUCUGAUCUCCACAGUUUUUGUUGUACGUUUCUGAUUUGACUUCCUACUUGGAAAGCAUAUGUUCUAGUUUUUUUUUUUUUUUUUUCCUGUCUAUUUAGUAUGUUUUACUUGUCGGUCCGCUGGUUAUCAUGCACUGAAACCAAAUGCAGGCACCUCUUGGACAGCAGAGGGAUGUCAUCAACAUUAUGCCCUCCCCCCUUUAAAAAAAAAAAAAAAAAAAAAACCUCCCCC